Messenger RNA from Rhincodon typus (whale shark), 1463 nucleotides. RefSeq names its product bestrophin 4 (gene best4). Gene Ontology annotation, molecular function: chloride channel activity. The record is from RefSeq and is a predicted model, not a curated record. The transcript is spliced from 10 exons. NCBI's taxonomy places the organism in Eukaryota, Metazoa, Chordata, Chondrichthyes, Orectolobiformes, Rhincodontidae. The coding region runs from base 1 to 1422 and encodes 473 amino acids.
AUGACAAUCUCUUACACACUGAAAGUUGCAGAUGCUCGAUUUGCUGGAUUCUCCAAACUUCUCUUUCGUUGGAAAGGAAGUAUUUACAAACUGUUAUACAAGGAAUUCAUUGUGUUCAUCAGUUUAUAUUCAAUAUUCAGUGUAAUGUACAGGUAUUUCCUAUCACAUGAACAGAAGAUUCUCUUUGAGAAUGUGGCUACAUAUUGUGACAAACAGACCAGUCUUAUCCCAAUGUCAUUUGUUUUAGGUUUUUACGUAACACUUAUCAUUAACCGUUGGUGGAACCAAUACACGAAUAUCCCACUUCCGGAUCAGCUGAUGUGUGUGGUGUCCAGUAAUGUUCACGGCGUUGAUGAAAGGGGCCGGAUGCUGAGGCGAACACUGAUUCGAUACGCCAAUCUCUCUGCAGUGCUCAUUCUCCGCUCCAUCAGCACAAGGGUCCGAAAGAGAUUCCCCUCAUUAGAGCACGUUGUUGAAGCAGGUUUUAUGACCAGAGAUGAACUGAAGAAAUUUGAAAGCCUUUACUCUGAUUUUAACAAGUAUUGGAUCCCGUGCGUGUGGUUUACAAACCUGGCAGCCCAGGCAAGGAGAGAGGGCAGAAUCAGAGAUGAUGUCGCUCUAAGACUAUUGAUGGAUGAAUUGAAUCAACACCGGGCAAAAUGCAGUCUGUUAUUUCACUAUGACUGGAUCAGUAUCCCUUUGGUGUACACUCAGGUGGUUACUAUUGCAGUCUACUCCUUCUUUGCCUUCUGUCUGAUUGGACGUCAGUUUCUUGGACGAAGGCCAGGCUACGAAGAAGAUAACAUAGAUUUUUAUGUUCCUAUCUUCACUCUACUGCAAUUCUUCUUCUAUGUGGGUUGGCUUAAGGUAGCCGAACAAAUCAUUAAUCCAUUUGGAGAGGAUGACGAUGAUUUUGAAACAAACAAGUUGAUUGAUCGCAAUCUUCAGGUUUCCUUUCUUUCUGUGGAUGACAUGUACCAGAAUCUUCCACCCAUAGAAAAAGAUAAGUAUUGGAAUGAAUCCACAGCUCAACCUCCUUACACCAUCGCUACUGCCAAUGAGACUCACAAACCAUCAUUCUUAGGAUCAACAUUUGACAUGCGGUCACUAAUUAGUUCAGAUUCCCAAACUGAACAGCAACACCAACUCACUCCAGACUCAUGCAAGAUGCAGACUCCCUUGCUCAAUCGUUUCCUUAAUGUUGCUGCCUCACCAACUAUUAGCCUCAAAAGCUUGGGGAGGAGCAAUCGAGGGGUAACUUUAUUGUGGAAGCGUGCAGACAGUAGCUCUUCCAACUUCCAACCUAAUGAGCUGGAUUUGGUGACUCCUAUCAACGAAGAGGACUUCAGGUAUGACGACCAACACAAGCCCAGUGAAUCUUCUUGUACUGGUAUCAUCACCUUGAAGGUUCCUCAGACUUAAAGCGUCAGAAUUUGAAAAGGGAGGACCUCUACUAACUACAA